Molecule: messenger RNA, 3324 nt
Organism: Zingiber officinale
Lineage: Eukaryota; Viridiplantae; Streptophyta; Magnoliopsida; Zingiberales; Zingiberaceae
Product: putative disease resistance protein RGA3
Exons: 1
Coding region: 1-3324 (1107 amino acids)
Biological process (GO): defense response to other organism
Molecular function (GO): ADP binding
Source: RefSeq, a predicted model, not a curated record
AUGGAUGUACCAUCUUACAUAACCAUUGGAGGCUGGUUCAUUCAAGUGAUCUUCGACAAGUACCUCUCCUCCAGGCUUCUGGCAUGGGCAACCAACUCCGGCAUAGGUGACGACCUCGAAAAGCUCCGGAUCGCCAUGUUGAGAAUCCAAUCACUGCUCAGCUGCACGGAGAAGACCAGCUCCAACGGCUUUGUUAGGUGGAUGAAGGAGCUUAGGAAUGUUGUUUAUGAUGCCGAAGACCUCCUUGAUGAGCUUGAGUAUAGGCGCCUUCGGCAGCAGCUGGAAGGUGAGACAAGCAGCCCGGUGAGUGCUUUUCUUGCUUCAAAUUUGGAGGCAGCAAGGGAUGCAGCAAACCGAGCGGGUGGUUUUCUGUCUUCAAAUUUGUUUAAUUCCUCAGAAGGUGACAAUGCUAUGAAAACUAAGCAUGGCAAUUCCAGGCCCUUGAACACUCCGGAACUGACAUGGGAUAGAGCUACCAAAGCUAGUAUUCAAACGAUAACCGAAAGGUUGAAUCAAGCAAGUUCUGGUGUGAGCGAAACACUGACACUCUUUAAGUUGGAGCACUGCAAUGGUCUGACUCAAAGAACUGAAAAAGGCACAACUAGCUCUGUGAGCAGUACAAAAGUGUUUGGUCGACAGAACAAUGCAAAGAAUUUAGUUGAACUGUUGUUGAGACUCGAUGACGUGCAAGUCUCAAUUCUUCCUAUAGUUGGCAUGGGAGGGAUUGGCAAAACCACACUUGCUCAACUUGUUUAUAGCAAUCCCAAAAUAGUAGAGCACUUUGAGUUAAGGAUGUGGGUGCAUGUUUCUAGUAGCUUCAGCGAUAUGGAAUUCACAAGAGAGAUCUUAGAAUGCGCAUCUGAUGACAAACACGAAUUCGACGGUGUAAAGAACUUUGACAGGCUACAAUCAGCAAUCAAGGAGAAGUUAAUGCGAAAGAGGUAUCUGUUAGUGUUAGAUGAUGUGUGGAAUCAAGAGAAUAGUAGUAAGUUAUCAGUGAUGGAAAGAUGGGCCAAACUUUUAGCACCAUUGAAAGCUGGCAAAAAUGGAAGCAAGAUCCUAAUGACCACACGAUCUAGAGUGGUAUCAGAGAUGUUAACUGCAAGGAACUCGAUAAAUUUGAAAGGUCUGAGUGAUCAAGAUUGCUGGUCCUUGAUCAAGGAGAUCACAUUUUCUGGUGCAAAUCCUGUGGAGGAACUCAAACUUGAGGAGAUUGGCCAGAAAAUAGCUCAAAGGGCGAAGGGAUCGCCUUUAGCAGCAAAGGCAGCAGCAAUAAUACUGAAAAAUAAGCAAAAUGCUGAAGAAUGGAAGAUGAUGCUGGAAGGAAAGAAUUUAUACAGCGAUAUCAUACCCAUUAUGAAACCAAGUUACGAUAACUUACCUGCUCAUCUGCAGCGGUGCUUUGCAUAUUGCAGCAUAUUUCCUAAAUGCUGGAAGUUUUCUGAUGAUUUGAUUCACCUCUGGAUGGCACAAGGGUACAUCCAACCCAAAAGCAAGGAUGCCAGGAUGCAAGAAAUUGGACAGGACUACAUGGAUGAACUGGUUUGCAGAUCAUUUUUCGAAGUGGAGAAGAAGGAAUUUGUCACCCACUAUGUCAUACCUGAUCUAUUGCAUGAGAUGGCAUGUGCUAUUUGCAAGGACGAAUGCAUCAGAGUCGAAGAUAAUGAACCCACAAAUAUUCCACCAUCAAUCCGUCACCUGUUCAUCAAGUCUGAACAAUUUGCAGCCGUCACAGAUGUGUACCAGUUUCAUAACCUGCGGACACUCAUCUGCUGCAGUGAAAUCCAGUCUAAUGUUCGUAAUGUUCUUGAAGAUGUUCUUAAGAACUUGAAAAGCAUUCGGGUACUGGAUUUAUCAAAUUGCAAGAUGGAUGAUUUGCCAGAAGCUAUAUGCCACUGUAUACAUUUACGCUACCUGAAUCUUUCAGCAACUUCUAUUCGACAACUUCCUGAAUCACUCUGCAGGCUCUACCACCUACAGGUGCUGAAUUUGCUUGGAUGCAGCCUUCUUAGUUUACCUUCAUGUAUGAACAGGCUGGUAAAUUUGAGGCAUCUUGCUGCUGCUCAUCAAUUAGUUUCCGAUAUAGCAGAAAUUGGGAGAUUGAUAUGCCUUCAGAGACUAGAAGUUUUCAGAGUCAGAUAUGAAAUUGGAUACAAAAUAGAAGAACUGAAGGACUUGAAUGAGCUUCAAAAAUCACUUCAUAUAAGGAAUCUAGAGAAUGUUCAGGGCAAGAAUGAGGCAAGUGAGGCCAUGUUACACAUGAAAGGUCAUCUUAGUGGGUUGCAGUUACAUUGGCUACCUUCGCAGAGGAAUCACAUGGUGGAUGCUGAAGUUCUUGAAGGCCUUCGACCUCAUCAAAACCUGAAAAGGCUGGAAAUCAUUGGUUGCAGAGGAAACAUGUAUCCUACCUGGCUAGAGACUGAAUGGCUCACCAAUCUUGAGAUCAUUUAUUUAAGUGGCAAUGAGAAUUGGGGGUGUCUCCCCCCACUAGCACAGUUGCCUUCACUGAAAGUGCUCUGGAUACAAGGACUGCACUCGGUAAAGCGGAUCGGCACAGAGCUCUUUGGAACUGAUGAGAAGGCACUUAAAUGGUUGGAAGAGUUGGUACUUGAUGACAUGCCACAACUUGAGUGUUUGGAGGGAAGACAAAUGUUUCCACAUCUAAAGAGUGUCGUGAUCAAGGAUUGUAACAAGCUCAAGACAUUACCACCCUUACCUUCCAGUCUUACUGAGCUGACUGUUCUGAAUCAAGGUUUCUGGUUACCUUACUAUGACGAUAUGAGGAUGGGAAAGUCUCCAUCAGUAGUUUCAUCACUGUGCAUUUACAAUUGCUCUUUGCUCAUUGCUGAAUUCAGUGUUCUACUACUGCAAGAAACAUUGUCAUCACUGCGAACUCUUUGUAUUGGUGAUCUAUCAUUGCUCACAGGACUAAUUAUACGAAAAAACUUAGCUCGUCUUCAAAAUCUAGACAUCCAAAAUUGCCUCGAGAUAACUUUGUUGACGAUUGAACAAGAAAAAGCGUUCGAGAAUCUCACUGCCCUUAAAAGCCUGUGCUUCAGUGGCUGUGCCAAUCUGCAGUACCUCCCAGAGUUAAGAGGCCUUCACUCACUUGAGAAGUUAAUCAUCUUAAAUUGUCCCUUGAUUCAGUCGCUGCCGAAGAAGGGACUGCCUUCUUUGCUGAAAGUGUUGGAAAUCGACUCAUGCCAUCCAUUGCUGAAGGAGGGUUUCAGAAACAAUUGUGCUGACUAUUGGUUAAGUAUCAAGCAUGUCCCCCGAGUCGAGAUUGAUGGAGAGAUGAUUCAGGAAAAUGCUAGUGGAAAUUAA